GCAUAUAUAGUUGUCAAAGAUGAUCUUGACAAAAUCUCUUGACAUCUGGCUGCAAAAUGUUUAUGAAAUGACUGCACAAAAAUAGGAAAAAUCAAAAUAUACUUUUGUAAAGAAAGGAAAAAACAAAACUGUGAAAGAAUCUGUGCAGACCAAAAGGAACUCCAGAAAUGAAGAAAAUAAGUUCCCACAAAUGUCCCCAGAUGCCUCCUAUGACUAUCUCCAUCCAUAUGUUGCUUUACACAUACCACUAUGGUAACCCCACACAGACUGUCUUUGCACAUGUAGAUUAUAAAGAUAUGAUCACUCAUUUUCCCUCUUGAAAAGACAUUGUACUUUUAAUGUUUCUCUAUUACAACUUCUAUCACAAUACCAAAACAUGUGUUCAUGAAAUUUAAAUUCCUUGUAUGUAUAUGUUGUAUGUUAUCAUAUGGGCCCUAUAAAGAUAAUUAAAUAAAAGAUACUUCUUACAUCCAUAAGUUGUACAGUCUCAGUGAAAUUAUUUCAGUCUCAUUGAUAAUACUAAAAUCUGUGUUGUAAAUAUUCAGUAGAAAGCAGAUGCUUGUUGCCUUCACAGUCUUUACAAUAAGGUUAACCUAAUUUGGAUCUAUAAAUGUGCUGUACAGUUCAAUGGAAUAAACACUUGGCUAGGAAAAUAUAUAAUCUUUAGAGUAAAGGUUAGCUCAGAAGCAUCUGUCAGAGUCCUGAAAUCAUUGCAUCAAGCAAUUCCGUGGCUUCCGCCAGUAGUCAGUAAACCUUCAGUAUGUAGAUUUUGGGACCUCCUUGGCAAUUAACUGUCAAAUUAAAAAUCAUUGUAACCUUUUUCCUCCCAGAGUAAAGUUUGUGGAUGCUAGUGUAUUUCUGAUACAGUCCUUCUUUAAAUAAAUACAAUUAUUUACAAACUGAACAAAGCAUUGUGAGAAACAUUUUUGGAUUGAAUAUCCAGUUCAUGUUAGUAAUCAGAAAGUUAUCAAAGGAACAGAUAGGGGAUUUGAACUCCAUUAACAGUGUGGACAAAUGAUUUUUAAUCCAUGUGGACACAAUGACUGAUAUUCAUCAUCAUCAUGUGUAUACAAGAAUUUAGCUGAGCCAGUUAGAAUUGAAUAGAUCAUUAUAUGACACUAUAUGCCAAUGUGGGGUCUGAUAAAGUUACUAGAUUUUUGGUAGAUUAUCUCAGUUUUUUUAUUUUUAGAAAUAAAUUGUGCAGCUAAUCUUGGGGACUUUUAUUCUGUCUUCCUUUUUGUUUAAAGUUAGUCUUUACUUAGUUUGCUGAACAUAUUUUUUUCUGUAGCUUAAGUAAAAUGUUUUGCAGAAUGAAAAUAAAAUAAAAAAAACUUUCAUCAUUUCUAUACUGUCAGACAGAGCAAAGGAAGACUGCAAAUCUUUAUUAUAAGCAACAUAUGAGUUUGUCCUCUCAUUAGAAUAAAUAAAGAAAAUGCAUUUAAUGUUAGCCAAUCACAAUACUGGAAAAUGUAUGGAAAAUGAGUAUAACUCUGAUCAUGGAGAGCAGCACACCAACAAUGUACUUUAUAUUAUUAUGUUAUAUGUUACUUUAUAUUACUUCCUGAAAUUAUGAAUGUGUCAAACAUAGUUGGUAAAGUAAUUAGAUGUAUCCUUUUAAUAAGAAAAGUUUAAAAUAUUAUAUGUGUUUCACUAAGCAGUCUUUUCUUUUCUGUAUGUUGUUUGAAUUAUGUCUGAACUUACUAACAUUUCAAAAAUUAUAAUUUGUUUAUACACAUAUCCAAUUUAUGCAUAGGUAACAGAAAAGUGAGAAGAUGAGUGGCCUUACAAAAGAGCAACUGCAGCGCAUGGAAGAGAAUCGCCAAAAGGCCUUGGCAAGAAGGGCAGCAAUCCAGGCAGCAGCAGGGAAUAGCAGCAGUAACCAGCCUGCAAAACCCAGUAAUUUCCAGCCAAUGUCUGGUGGUGGAGCUGUCAAGCCUUCCAGCAGUGCAGCUACACAGCCAUAUAAUAGACAGAUAAACCCGCCAGGAAACCCUUGGAAACCGGGAGGGCAGCAGAGUACGUUUUCGCAGAACACAUACCCAAAAUCAGGUCCCUCUAGUCAGAAAAGCCAGCCUGUCAGCAAUCAGACUUCAGUACCAGGGAAAUCAGCAUCAAACUUUUACAAGACCGGUCAGACAACUAUCAAUAACAACAUACAAUCUAGCAAGAGCAAUGCAGCAAGCUCCAGUUUCAGCAACAAUACACAGUCUAAAGCACAGAGCCAACCACCUGGCAACAUUUCAAAACAGACAGGUGAUGCUUCAGGAGCAAAACCUGUGUUUGGUAAGAAUGUCAAUGGUACCUUCCGACUGAUGUCCCGUGAGAGGUUCAUGGUAGAAGUUGGAUAUCAUCAACAGAUGAUAGAAGUCUUCAAGACAAUGACAACAAAGAAAUAUGAUGUUGAGACCAAAAGAUGGAACUUUGAACUGAGUGAUCAUGACAAGUUAGUUGCUGCACUUGCUCCUCUCAGACCAGCUGUGUGCAUCAGUCCUUUGCCGUUAUUUGUUCGCAAAAUUCUGAGAGCAGCUGAAACAGAAAUCCCUUCUUCUUGCGUUGACUUGUUUGGACUUGACCCUAAGCUGUUGGAUGCCUUGAUGCCAUUUCAACAUGAAGGAGUGUGGAACAUUGAUAAGAAUUCACUCUGCUGUAAUUCUAGUUAUAGCAAAUAUCUUCAUCUUGGUGCAGUUAGACUAAUAGAACCCAGUCUCAGAUUUAGGGGAAUUCAAGUGUACAUGUGCUCUUUGGGACUAAUUCCCAAGCAUUUUGCAAAAUCUAGAGGUUCAUAG
Messenger RNA from Penaeus indicus, 2786 nucleotides. Its product is annotated as SWI/SNF-related matrix-associated actin-dependent regulator of chromatin subfamily A-like protein 1. The record is from RefSeq and is a predicted model, not a curated record. The transcript is spliced from 7 exons. Gene Ontology annotation, biological process: DNA repair; replication fork processing. NCBI's taxonomy places the organism in Eukaryota, Metazoa, Arthropoda, Malacostraca, Decapoda, Penaeidae. The coding region runs from base 1773 to 2786 and encodes 337 amino acids.